Messenger RNA from Musca vetustissima, 2264 nucleotides. Its product is annotated as LIM and SH3 domain protein Lasp. The annotation marks the transcript as partial. The transcript is spliced from 6 exons. The record is from RefSeq and is a predicted model, not a curated record. Lineage: Eukaryota; Metazoa; Arthropoda; Insecta; Diptera; Muscidae. Gene Ontology annotation, molecular function: actin filament binding. Gene Ontology annotation, cellular component: focal adhesion.
UUUCAGACUUGGCAUAAAACAUGUUUCAAAUGCACAGAAUGUGCCAUGGCAUUGAAUAUGAAAACGUACAAAGGUUUCAAUAAGAUGCCCUAUUGCGAAGCACACAUUCCAAAGGCCAAAGCCACAGCGAUUGCAGAUACGCCCGAACUAAAGAGAAUAGCGGAAAAUACCAAAAUCCAAUCGAAUGUUAAAUAUCAUGAAGAUUUUGAAAAGGCUAAAGGCAAAUUUACACAGGUCGCCGAUGAUCCCGAGACAUUGCGUAUAAAACAAAAUACCAAACACAUAUCAAAUGUGGCCUAUCACGGUGAUUUGGAAAAGAAAGCUGCCAUGGAGAAACAGCGAGGUGCCGCCGAAGUAUCAGAUACAACAAAAGACGAAUCGGAAUAUUUCUCAGAACAAUUGGCCGCUGAACAAUUUGCACAAUAUGCCCCACAAGUACAUGCAUCCCAUUCACCAUUGCCGCCACAGCAAUUGUCACCACGCAUGGGUGUUGUACCACAGCAGCAACAACAGACGCAGCAGCAACAGCAGACACCGUCACAUGCACUGGCACCACAACAGCACAAUCAAUAUCACUACACAACAAACACACCGUCACAGCAACAGACAAUGCCAUCACCCAAUAUACAACAGCAACAACAACCACAACACAACACGGCCCACAUUGUGCCCAGCAAUCAGUCGCUAGGUGGUAUGACCGCUCACAAUUAUCAAACUAAUAAUGGUCGGCCGGGGCCAGCACAACACCAACAUCCCUAUGCAACAUCACACCAACAACAACAGCAGCAACAAUUUAUACAACACGAACAGCAACAACAACAGCAACAAUAUCAGCACUAUCAACAGCCUCAAUUGAUGCGUCAGCCUCAAAACCAGCAGCAGCAACAGCAACAAUUGCAAUCCCAUGGCCUAAAACAAUCUUCUCAUUUGUAUCCCUCUUCUUCUUCUUCUUCUACCCCUACCACAGCUGGCGGCGGCAUUUCAAAUGUUCAGGCAACAUCACAAUAUCAACAACCCAACAACAGCUACAAUCAAUUGCGUUCGGCCAUUUUACAAAGUUCUCAUCAUCCGACAGGCGCUCUAAUCCCCAAUGAUCCCUCAAUGCCGGCAUUGAGCACGGCCACACCCUACAAUAAUACUUAUGACCAGUAUGAUAAUAACACAACCACCACCAGUAAUAAUUACCCCAACAGUCAAAGGGCAACAUCACAGCAACAAUUGUAUCAGCAACAACAACAACAUCACAACAAUAAUCAUCUCAACAGUGGCAGCAGCAGCAUCAAUAAUAAUGGCGGUCUAGUACCAUCACUCGCUUAUCAGGCACAAAAAAGUUCUUCGGCAGCAACAACACCCAGCUAUGGUGGUAGUAGUGGCGGUGCCACAACAGCCCAGCAACAACUAUUCCCCAAUAAUUCGUACACGAACAGCUAUCAAUCAGCAGGAGCAGUACCUCAGCAGAGUGGACUAGGUGGUAAUCUCAACGGCAGUGGUGGUAGUGGCAUUGUUGGUGGCCAACAACAACAACAAACAAAUCAUCAUCAACAUCUUCAUCAUCAUCACAAUAGCAAUGGUGGUACAACAACAAUUAAUGGUAGCAUUGGUAAAAUAGCCGAUUAUGAUCCCCUAUCCGAUGGACCGCGUCCAUUACCCAAUACCGCUAGAUCAAGCACAACACUCAUCUAUAGUUCUGAUAAUCGUGCAAAUGUUAAUAAUUCGUAUGCCAAACGUAUUGGCUCUAUAGCUGAUCUUGAUCCUGUUAAUGGUAUUUAUGGUUCUUUAACAGCCCAAGAACAGCAGCAGCAACAACAACACCACAUGUCCAAUCACAAUAUGCAACAACCACAAUAUUAUCAUCAAAUGCCGCCGGUAAUGCAACAACCAAAUCAUCAACCACAACAUCACAAUUUGCAACAGCAGCAGCAACUACAACAACAACAGAAACAGGCCAAACAAAAUUUGCGUAUUUAUCGCGCCCUUUAUGACUACGAAGCCCAAGACGUUGAUGAGGUUAGCUUCCGUGAAGGUGAUAUUAUUUUCGAAGUUGAAUCCAUUGAUUCUGGCUGGAUGACAGGACGUGUGGAACGAACUGGCAAAACUGGCAUGCUACCUGCCAACUAUGUUGAACAAGCGGUUAUAUAAUAGGAAAUGCAUGCCAGCGAUAACAACCAUCACCAUGGGCAGCAGCAACAGCAUCAGCAUUCGGAAACCAAUGGCAAGAUACCAUUAGCCAAUGGUAAUGGUCAUAUAAGUAAUGGCAAUAUCAA